UGGCGUAAGCGAAUGAGGCCUGCGGUAUCGGGGAUCUUUUCUCACGUGCAUCGUUGAUUCAGGUUCUUUACAGCCGGUGAGUUGCAUUAGUCGAGGAUAGUACAGAAGAUCUGUGGGAUUGCUUGGUUCUCGAGGCGGUGUGGUACCAGUUCCUGGGACAUUACCAUUUGGAUUUAUGAAAAUAGUUGCAGCCCAGAAGAUAUUUUGACAUUGACGUAUUCGUGUCACAACUGUUGAUGUUAAAGGAUACAAAGCCAAAGGUCAGUUGGAUUAGCUGUGGUAUAAAGUUAUGGUGAGUUAACUUCUAGAACUUGACUUUAGUUGGAAUUCGUCAGGUAUACCUUGGACACCAAAUAACCCAGGACAAAACGAAAAGACCGGCAGAGCUGAACGGAUAAACUGAUAAAGUCACAGUAUGAGUUGAUAUAUCGAUAAGCCAUCUGCUAUUGAAGCCAAGCUGGUUUCAAUAUACCGAGCAGAGAAAAAUAAAACAGCUUUUUAUUUGUUUAUACAUUUAUUUAAGAGACAUCUAGUGAUCAGGGGAAACAGGUUCAAUCCUUCUCAUUGGAUUACCUAGACAAUCAAGAUUGGCAACAAACCAUUAGGUCUAGAUGGAAUCGGAGCUGGAGGACAUAAAGUUGUGCAUCCUUACUUUUUAGAUACUUUGGAUUCUCCUGUCAAGUCGUGGAUAAAACACCCACAGGUUUCCUGUAGACGACGGUCUUGUCUAUGACAACUCAACGCUUCGAGAGGAGAGACAGUCUGCCAUGGACAGUUUGCUGAAGAAGGCCAGACUCAACAAUCUCACGUUCUUCGUUUAAUUGGAAAUCUAAAGAGGGUUGUCGCUGGUAAUUAAACACUGUUAGGAAUCUAAGACACACAUGACACGGCUUGGGAGGAGGCUGAGUAAUUUGCUCCUUAAUGAGGUCACAGUGGUAGGAGUCUUGAUUUGAAAUUGGCAGUGCAUGAAAUUUCAUCUUGCCGUGUGGAGCCUACGCUAGCAUCAUCCUACAAUUUAAAUGGUCAUCAUAGAUAUAACUUAUAUUGUUAUCGAACUGUUGAGUGAAUUGAUGAUUGAUGAGCAAUGUCAUGGUAUAUGGUAUAAAGUGAAGAGAAGACAAGAAAUCGACCAAAAUACAACAUAGAUUAUAAAUUAAGCGUGUUGGAUUUCGGGUUGAGUUAAGCAAGAUCGAUAAAAAAACGCACUCACCAUUGCGUAGAGCUUUAAGUCUUGUAAAUACAGUCUAUCGAAACGUCUUCUGUCUGUAUUCAUUCAAAGUCCAGACGCAUUUUAUUUAGCUGAAUUGCACUCGAGAAGAAUAUUCAGCAUCUACUUCUCUAAUGAAUUGACAAGAGUAUUGACAAUCGCCAAGAAAUGCACCGCCGCAACAUACUCAAAGCCGCUCGAGAAUAAUGGACAGAGGAUUAUCCUAACUGAUACCAUCUCUUCACAUUGCAUAUCAACGCAAAUGGUCAGGGAUUACUAGGUUCUGCGGUGCCUGCGGUUAAAGAAUCCUCAGCUAUACGCUUUCUCUGGUAUCAACUCAAGAUUGACUGGUGGCGCCAUCUGGACACAAACAGAUGAUCACGUGCCAAGGGAAGCGUCCGGUGAUGUAGAUAAUCAUACCUGCGUGACAGAAAUUCACUGGAAAACUAUAUAACAUAAACAAAACAAACAAAAUGUUGCUAAUAUCGUGACCAGAUUUAAGUAGUUUUAAAAAACUUCGAUAAUGAGACAACGCAACUGGACGCUCAGUUGAAAACUGUUAGCCUACUAUCAUACUGGAUAGAGAAACUGGCGAUUGUAACAUAGACAUAUUGCCAUUCACUGCUGGCUUCUAUAUCUGGCUAUAUAUCACCAGGACCAAGAUCUGGUCAAAUAUCACACUCGGACCAAGAUCUGGCCUAGCAUCUUCACAGCCGAAAACGGGUGUUCUCGGCUGAUGGGGACACUCGUUAACAGUUGCUAUCAGAAUAGAAGUAGUUAUAAAGUCGUAAAUUAAGGAUUAGUAGUCGUCGAAAUGGGCUCUCCGUCGAUGCAGUACAACUCUAGCUUCGGGGGUUCGGACCAUGGCAACAUCACCAUGACGAGCGAGGAGGAAGGCGGUGGCGGGCCGAGUAACAUGACACGCUCUCUUGUACACCUGGACAGUGAGUUCCCGCCUGACUACGCCCUCCCUAUCAACGGUUACCUUAUUCCGCCCUUGAUAUUGUUCACCAUCAUCACAAACAGUUUGGUCUGCAUCGUUCUGCUAAAACCACACAUGCGAUCCCCGACGAAUAUGUUACUAGUCGCCAUGGCGGUAUCAGACACGCUCACAGGCCUAACCCCUGUUCCGCAGUACCUCUACUUCUACACAUUUGGAUAUCAUAGGGAAUGGGUGCCGUACGAAUGGUGCGUGGUCAACUCGGUGCUCGGCCGGGCACUUCCCACCAUUUUCCACACUGCUUCAAUAUGGCUGACACUGGCCCUUGCGGCGCAGCGGUACAUCUGCGUGUGUCAUUCUAUAUUUGCGAAAAGGUGGUGUACGCAACAAAAUGUGCUACGGACUAUUGCUGUCAUAUAUUUUCUCUCCUUUGUGGUCCAUAUAAGCACAUUUCUAGACACGCAGUACUACCCUACCACUGAUGACAGUUUUGUAAAUCCGAAAGUAGGGAUAACAGUCCGGGCGUGUAAGAUGGUUCAACAUGAAUGGUUUGCUAAAAAUCACAUGAUCUUCUACAACAUUUAUAUGUGGUUCAGAAUCGUUUUCAUCCAUAUCUUCCCGUGUAUAAGUCUGGUGAUUUUAAACGCCUUGCUGAUUAAGACCAUGAAAGAGGCAAAGAAACGCCGGGCACAGCUCCUGCGCCAGAACAAAAAGAACGAGUGCAAGAAGCUGAAGGACUCUAGCUGCACGACUAUGAUGAUGGUGGCGGUAGUUGGGGUAUUCCUAACAGUGGAAAUACCCGCCGGAAUAUUCAUCCUGUUCUACGCGGUUGUGAACACGGUGGUCAGUAUCGCAGACUUCAAAGUACUUUUCCCGAUUAUAACGUUAAUUUUGAACUUUUUCAUACUAUUGUCGUAUCCCGUGAACUUUUUUAUUUACUGCGGAAUGUCACGUCAGUUCCGGGAGACUUUCAAGCGGUUGUUUUUACGGGGCAGCCAAUCACCAGUCGAGAGAGAGCACUCGCAGUACAUGACACUGGCCAAUGAGAAUGGUCGUUGUAAUGUCAAUAUGGCGAACACCACUUCUACAACAACGUCUGCUAUUUGAACCGCCGUCACGUGAUUUCGCCACGUGAUUUCAUCCUAUCUAGAGGCCUUAGAUAUUGUGUAUCCUGCACUGACGAAAUUUGUGGGGAAAAAGCUUUCUGCUUGUUUAACAAAGCGGUAGGAUGUUGAUUAUCUCUACUUUGCAACAGUUCGACUUCGAGAAAGUGCGAGAUAUGAAGGAAGGUCCUUUGUAACCCAACGUGGAUCAGAUCGAGCUGAUGCUAUAGGAUUUAAUGAAUCUGUCUAAGGAGAUUUACGGUUGUUAAAUCACUGGUGUAGUUACCACCUGGGCAACUCUUCCACCCCGGUGUAGGAUACCAUACGCCAUGUGUCAGUGCUUGGACACGCCAUCGUCUGGUAAUACGCCUUCAAUUUCAUCGCCGCUUAUGUGAUAUGUUUCGUUUUAAGUUGAAACUGGUUCCAAUAUAAUUGAUAUAUAAACUGCCUUUUAUGUACAAUGAUAUAAUCAAGCGACGUAUAUUUCCCAAGAAACUAGGAGCGAAGUUGUUGUUGAAGUAUAGUUCUGUGAUUAUUUUAUGAAUUGCUGGGAUAAAUCGCAAAUCUCCUAGAUUUGCUACCCUUAGUAACGAGAUUUGACAUGAAAGAACUUACCUCCGUACCUAGAUUAAUUGGGACAGAUAAUUGUUUCAGAAAACAGCUGAAUUUAUCAACAGAUCGAGAGUGACUCUCUGGCAAAAGCUGAGAAGAUGAAGCCGUACCGGUAUGAACAUACUUCUGAAUUUGGCGUUGACUGAGACAAAAUGUAGCGGAUAAUGUGGCAUUUCGUUCGUCUGAUAAUACGUCGCCGAAACCACCUUCAGUUGAUGUUCUUUUACUGCGAAAAGGUAGACUAUAAUGGACACUAAACUGUGGAAGAGCAUUAGGUGUCACUAUAACACGAACACACCUAUGGAAACAACCACUGAUUACAGCAUAGCAUGAUCUUUCACUUAUUCAACGAGCAUGUACAAAAUAUCAUUGAUCGUUACAUCAUCAACCCAAUGACAACCUUCUCAAACAGAUUGCUGAUUGGUGUUGACUUCAUAAUUAGCAACAUCUUCACAGUGGUGUAAUCAUCAGAGCGCCUUUCACCUGUCCGCUCGCCACAACGUGAGAAAUGCCUGGGAUAUGUCGCUUAUUACCUCGGUAACGCAGGUCGGUAUAAAGUGGUGUAUAUGUACAUGAUGUUCACAUUUUACUCAGCUAUGAUAUGAUAUGUUCUUUCGUCGUGAAAUAAUUUCAAUUUUGUAGCUGCACGGAUUGAAAAAAGGCAAGUGUUUCAGUAAGCGUUUAGAAAAUAUCAGGACUGUUCUAAAACGCAAAAUAACUUGAAACUAUCAUAUCGAUGAUCGAUUUUCAUGUAGACCGGAUCUAGUCCAUUAAAUGGAUGGAUGUUACUUGUGUCAGAAAACAGCUUUUUUUAAUAUCCACUCAUUUUCAGCCAAUUUUGCUAUACUGACCUUGCCCACAAUAUCCGAGUGCAUGUACGUGUAUAACAAUUGGUUUCGCCGAUUGUACUAAGAUGUCACUGAGCGGCAGCAUUGCAUGCGAACAGAACAUGAGUUGUUUUAUUUUUACACAUCAUUUUCCCUCCUUUUUAUUUCAUGCAUCAACAUCUUACAAAAAAUGAAGCCAUACUCAGUCCGAUCAUAUUAUGCUAAUUGUGAUUUAGCCUAACUGAAAUCGUCUGAACUUUGCAUUAAGCCGUGAGCAUCCAUCAGACGAGAUUAGAUUUGUAGUUAUUGUUUGAACCAAAUGAAACAUUCUGGUAUCAAAUAGAAAAAAUACGAUGGAGGAAUCGUUAUUUGAGUCCAGCUUCUUUAAAAUAGAACACAACUUUUUCUUCGAGUGUCUCAUUUUUCCUUUGGUUCUGUUUUUUUAUAGGAGCUGU
This is a messenger RNA of Lineus longissimus, 5144 nucleotides long. RefSeq names its product sex peptide receptor-like. Gene Ontology annotation, cellular component: membrane. The record is from RefSeq and is a predicted model, not a curated record. Bases 2022 to 3254 code for a protein of 410 amino acids. The transcript is spliced from 4 exons. Gene Ontology annotation, molecular function: G protein-coupled peptide receptor activity. Lineage: Eukaryota; Metazoa; Nemertea; Pilidiophora; Heteronemertea; Lineidae. Gene Ontology annotation, biological process: G protein-coupled receptor signaling pathway.